Nelumbo nucifera (sacred lotus) is the source of this 3089-nucleotide messenger RNA. Its product is annotated as U-box domain-containing protein 33-like. Gene Ontology annotation, molecular function: ubiquitin-protein transferase activity; ATP binding; protein kinase activity. Gene Ontology annotation, biological process: protein ubiquitination; protein phosphorylation. NCBI's taxonomy places the organism in Eukaryota, Viridiplantae, Streptophyta, Magnoliopsida, Proteales, Nelumbonaceae. The record is from RefSeq and is a predicted model, not a curated record.
GAUCCUAGAACCAGAGAGAGCAGUAGCAGAAUCAAGCUACCGAAUAUGCCUCCGCUCAUCCCUCUAUUUCACUAUAAUAAUGCUUGUGGAGCUCAUCUUGCGAUAGCAACCUGCUUCUGCAAGUAAAUCGAGAAUCCGUCGCUCCACUGCAAAUCUCAGAUCAAACCGAAUUCAUCGCCCUUGUUGAUUUCGUAACGUUUGUGGAGAAAAACUUUACAUCUCUUCUGAUAAUUCAAAGAUUCCAAUGGAGAGGGAGUUCCAUAAAUAGAAUCUGAUCGAGUGGUGUGGUCGGAGAGGAGUCCAAACGAAAGUAGAAGAUCCUUUGUUGCGGUACUGGAGCGAUCUUCCACUGCGCGCACCUCGGAAGGAUUGCAUUUGUUCCGAAUUGAUGGAAGGCGGAGUCGAGAUCGAAGAAGAACCGCCGUGCAACAUCGAUGAUAAGAUCUUUGUGGCGGUCGGAAAGGAAGUGAGAGAGAACCUAUCCGUUCUGCUAUGGACACUGAGGAACUCAGGAGGGGAGAAGAUCUGCAUCCUUCAUGUUCAUCAGCCGGCACAGUUGAUCCCGAUGGGUCCCAUGGGUGGAAAAUUUCCAGCAAGCAAAGUGAAGGAACAGGAAGUGAGGGCAUACCGGGAGCUUGAAAGGGCAAAGAUGAAUGGCGUUUUAGAUGAAUAUCUAUCGACUUGUGCAAAAGAAGGGGUAAGGGCAGAGAAACUAGUCGUGGAAGCGGAAGACACAAAGAAAGGGAUUGUAGAUGCCAUCUCACAACAUGAGAUCAAAAAGCUUGUGAUGGGAGCAGCAUCAGACAAGUACUAUUCGAAGAGGAUGACACAGCUCAGAUCCAAGAAAGCAAUUUUUGUGUGCGAACAAGCGCAAAUUUCCUGCGAUAUAUCGUUUGUCUGCAAGGGUAUUCUCAUCUUCAGAAGGGGCAACGAAACAGGGGUAUCUCCUCCAAUGCUGGCAACUGGUCCAAUCAGUGGAAUCAAUCAACCAGAGUACACAAAAUCUCUAUCCUUUCCACAGGCACAGAGAGAUCAUUUUGCUGUAAUUAGCCCGGAUAAUGACUUCUUCCGACGAGUGAGAUCUAUGCCGCGUCGCGCUAAUGGAACAAGAGUUGCACCACUAACACCAUUGCCUUCUCCACAAGUGUCUGAAGGAAUACCAACACCACGGAGCUUGUCAGGAUUGGAGGGGAUUGCCAAUAGAUUGGAAGGGUUAUCAGGGAGGAGCAGUUCUCAGGGUUCAGAGCAUUUCAGAGGGUCUUCAAAUGGCGAUGACACAAUUUGCAUUUCAGAUUCAACCUCCAUGAGAGACGACCAAGAUGACGGUGGUUCGAUGUUUCACUCUGCAGAUGAGUACAACAUGGAUCUUGAGAAUGGAAAAUUAGAGAAAGGAAGAAGAAAUCAAGAUAUGUACAAUCAAAUAAAAAAGGCCAUGGAAGACGCCAUGGCGGAGGCUACAAAUGCGAAAAGAGGAGCAUACGAAGAAUCUACCCGGCGUCAGGAAGCAGAAAAGUCUGCAUUGGAAGCUAAACGCAAGGCCCAUGACUCAGAAAUGUUAUACAAAAAGGAGUUCAAGAAGAGGAAAGACAUGGAGGAAUUGCUUGCAAGAGAAAAACAAGAAGUAGAAAACACGAGGAGCCAGCUAGAUCAAGUCAUGAAAGAACUUCGAAUUGCCCAAGACCACAAGCUAGAACUGGAGCGGAAGUUGGAAGAGUUGCACCAGAAAAUCGCCUCGGCUGUGGAACUCAUGACAUCUCUCAAGAGCCAGUUGGACGAGUUGCAGAAAGAACGUGAUGAUGCAGUCCGAGAAGCUCACGAACUGAGGACAAUGAGAGGAGAUGAUGGCGCAAGCUCGCAGAGCCUAGGGUUCCUACCUGAGUUCCCUUUCUCAGAAAUUGAGCAGGCAACUCAAAACUUCGACCCAUCAUUGAAGACCGGUGAAGGGGGAUAUGGAAACGUCUAUAGAGGACUCCUUCGCCAGACCAAAGUGGCCAUCAAGUUACUGCAUACCAAUAACUCGCAAGGCUGCAGAGAGUUCCUUCAAGAGGUAACCAUUUUGAGUAAGAUAAGGCAUCCCAAUCUGAUAACCCUGAUCGGAGCCUGCCCAGAAGCUUGGGCGCUCAUAUACGAAUACUUACCCAACGGGAGCCUGGAAGACCGAUUAGCUCGCAAGGACAACACUCCCCCUCUUUCAUGGCAAACGCGAAUACGCAUCGCUGCAGAAGUAUGCUCAGCCCUCGUGUUCCUCCACUCACACAGCCCUCAAAGGGUCGUCCAUGGGGAUCUCAAGCCAGCGAACAUCCUCCUGGAUUACAACUUCGUCAGCAAGCUCAGUGACUUUGGAAUCUGCCGCUUAAUCCCCCACGAGGGGAGCUCAACCAGCCCACAAUGUCAUAGAACCGACACAAAGGGAACCCUUGCUUAUAUGGACCCAGAGUUCCUGGACACAGGAGAGUUGACAUUGAUGUCGGAUGUUUACUCAUUUGGAAUUAUAUUGUUAAGGCUUUUGACAGGAAGACCAGCCAUGGGAAUAGCCAGGGUGGUUCAGUAUGCACUGGAUAAAGGAAACUUAAAAGCAGUGCUGGAUGAAUCGGCAGGGAACUGGCCUUUUGUGCAAGCAAAGCAAUUAUCUCACCUGGCACUGAGGUGCUGUGAAAGGAACCGGGAGAGCAGGCCCAACCUUUCAUCGGAGGUGUGGAGGGUGCUUGAUCCCAUGAGGGCUUCCUGCGGAAAUUUAUCUUCCUUCCGCCUGGGUUCAGGAGAGCACUUCCAGGUUCCAUCCUAUUUUCAUUGCCCCAUUUUCCAGGAAGUCAUGCGUGAUCCCUAUGUAGCAGCGGAUGGUUAUACAUAUGAAGCCGAGGCAUUAAAAGCAUGGUUGGACAGUGGACACGACACUUCACCCAUGACAAAUCUUAAGCUCGCCCACUGUGAUCUCAUCCCCAAUCAUGCCCUCCGAUCUGCAAUUCAAGAGUGGCUAUUCCAGCCCUGAAAUCCUCUGCUUUCUUCUUUUAAGCUGUUUAGGUUUUCCUACCUUUUCUUUCAAAUCAAACACAGCCUUAUGUAUUUUACAUUCCACGGUGUUUUUUUUU